UUUUUGGUGUUAUCCAGCUGCUAAAUCUCAAAUUACAACAUAUAAAAGAGAUACAGUUAUAACAACUCCUCUACCUUCAUCUUCACCAGUUGUUUUAUCUCCCCCCCACUGUACGCAUCAGGUGGGGGGGGGGACUGGCUAAAGCCCAACUAUGGAGUCCAAUCCAGACAGCCCGAGUCGGGCUGUGGAGUAUCUUCUGGAGCUAAAUAACAUCAUCGAGAACCAGGCCAAACUUUUAGAUACGCAACGCAAACGUAUCGAGGAGCUCGAAACACAGCUAGACCGCGUCAACCAGGAGAACAAGGACCUGCGACAGGACAAGACCCCAGGAACCGAGAACCCAACACUGAACCACAACUUCACCCAGACCUCUAAGUCCGGUCAGCCAUCAUCGCUACCGAACCACAACGCUGGAGGUGUGCAUCAGAACAUCAACAGUAACACACCCACAUCCACGGUACCUGGUCCAGCUCGACGGACACACGCGAAGCUGAGCCGAGGCCUGUCUUGUGGGUCAGCCUCGGUUGAGAAAGAAAGGGGGAGACUGGAACGAAAUGACAGCAUUGGUACCAACAACACAUCAACUCUACGGAAACAUGAGAAGGAAACCCAGGGUUCAGAUUCACGUCCCUUCUCAGAGAGUUCCUGCAGUAAAUCUCUUUACGUACACAGCUCUGACCGUUACGGGGAUAACAGCUGUGGCCCCCCAGGCCCUCGGGCACCUUUUGUGGCUCCUCCGAGUCCAGCCAGUCUCGCAUGGGCACAGCGCACACGCAACCAACCAGCUAGCCUGGCCCUACGUAAACAAGAGGAAGAGGAAAACAAGAGGUGCAAAACCUUAUCGGACAGCUAUGAGCUCUCUACAGACCUACAAGACAAGAAGGUGGAGAUGCUGGAGAAGAAAUACGGAGGUUACUUUGUGAGUAGACGAGCAGCAAGGACGAUCCAGACGGCGUUCCGUCAAUAUCGUAUGAACAAGAACUUUGAGCGCCUGCGUAGCUCGGCAUCUGAGAGCCGCAUGACACGACGCAUCAUCCUUUCCAACAUGCGACUGCAGUAUUCGUUUGACGACCGGCACCCUCAACCUCCCACCCCGACUCACUACAGUCACAGCCCAGGAAUGGGACCUCCACACUCUCCGACCUGCACCACGGAGCCAAGCUCCCCAUUACGGCCUGACUACACUCACCUAGAGGACUCCUUUACCAAACAAGUAAAGUCCUUGGCUGACUCCAUUGAUGAUGCCCUGACCUGCCGAACACGCAGGGAUGACUCCCAGGAAGGCAUAGGGGACGGAAGUGCUGUCGUGGAUGACUUUGGGGAGUGCAUCUGGAGCAGCAACAGCCACGCGUCCCUCCGCAGAGGCCUUGGAGACAGAGAUCGAGGAGGUACAGGGGGCCUAAGCAUGCACGAAGAUAGCACAGCUACCUCCUACAGCGACGUCACGCUCUACAUGGAUGACGGACUACCUUCCUCACCGCUCUCUCUUGACCGGGCACCCAGCAGCACAGACACUGAAUUCUGGGGGGGCAUUGGAAGCGGAGUGGGCGGUAGGGAUGACAGCCGUGACACGGAAGGGGGAGGAAGCAGCAACAGUCGGCGAAGCACGCCUUGCACAGAGUGCCGCGAUUUCAGAUUACGAGGAGGCCACUUACCGCUUCUCACGAUUGAACCGCCUAGCGACAGCUCGGUGGACAUGAGUGAUCGAUCCGACCGAGGUUCCCUUACCAGACAACUAGUGUACGAGCAGGACUCAGGGGGAGGGUCACCUCAGGGGACACUAAAACACAACCCAAAUGCUCGCUCAACAUCCUCGACCACCGCACAGGGUCAAACGCGCCCUGCUAGCCGAUCGCUACCGUCGCAAAUCCCACACCACAUGGCUCAUCACCAUCAUCACCAUCAUCACCAGUACCCUGACACCCCUUCAUCCUCCUCAUCACCUCAACAGCCCCCAGCCACACCACUCUCAUCCUCUUCAUCAGCACCACUGCCCCCUGGUGGCCUGGAGCAACAGUGUUGCUCAGAUGGGGAUAAUGACUCAUUAAACUCAACCACAAACUCAAAUGAAACCAUAAACUGCAGCUCAGGCUCCUCAUCAAGGGACAGUUUAAGGGAGCCACUGCCUCCACUAGGAAAGCAGACCUACCAGAGAGAAAGCCGACAUAGCUGGGACUCUCCCGCUUUUAACAACGAUGUGGUUCAGAGAAGACAAUAUCGCAUAGGACUCAACCUCUUUAACAAGAAGCCAGAGAAGGGUAUCCAGUAUCUGAUUGAAAAGGGCUUUGUGUCAGAUACACCAGUGGGCAUCGCUCGCUUUAUGCUGGAGAGAAAAGGCCUGAGUCGACAGAUGAUUGGAGAGUUCCUUGGCAACAGACAGAAACAGUUUAACAAAGAUGUGUUGGAUUGUGUUGUGGAUGAAAUGGACUUCUCUGGAAUGGAUCUCGAUGAUGCUCUAAGGAAGUUUCAGGCUCAGAUUAAAGUUCAGGGAGAGGCCCAAAAAGUUGAAAGACUUAUUGAGGCUUUCAGUCAAAGGUAUUGUGUUUGUAAUCCGGCACUGGUGAGACAGUUCCAAAACCCAGAUACCAUCUUCAUCCUGGCAUUCGCCAUCAUCCUCCUCAACACAGACAUGUACAGCCCCAACAUUAAAGCAGAGCGGAAGAUGAAGCUGGAUGAUUUCAUUAAGAACCUGCGAGGGGUGGAUAAUGGUCAGGAUAUCCCACGUGAUUUACUAGUUGGAAUCUACCAGCGCAUUCAGAAGUGGGAACUGAGGACCAAUGAUGACCAUGUUUCUCAAGUCCAGGCCGUGGAGAGAGUCAUAGUGGGCAAGAAACCUGUUCUGUCUUUGCCACAUCGUCGGCUGGUUUGCUGCUGUCAGCUUUAUGAAGUCCCGGACCCCAACCGUCCCCAAAGAUCUGGAGUGCACCAGAGAGAGGUCUUCCUCUUCAACGAUCUAGUUGUGGUUACAAAGAUCUUCCAGAAGAAGAAAACCUCCGUCACAUACAGUUUCAGACAGUCCUUCCCACUGGUGGAAAUGCAGGUUCACAUGUUCCAGAACUCCUACUAUCCUCAUGGUGUCAGACUAACGUCUGCGAUCCCAGGGGGUGAGCGCAAAGUUUUGAUUGUAUUCACAGCCCCCAGUCAACAGGACCGCACACGUUUUGUCAGUGAUCUGAGGGAGAGCAUUGCUGAGGUGCAGGAAAUGGAGAAAUACAGAGUGGAGUCUGAGUUGGAGAAACAAAAGGGUGUAAUGCGGCCCAGCCUGCUCACUAACAGCAUUAUGGGAGGGGGAGUGGUCGGAGUCAAGAAUGAAGUGGUGAAUGGCACCAUGGGUAGACCUAGUCUGGAUGAUAACUAUUCACCAGGAGAGGGCCUCAAACGUACAGCACUCAGCUCAUCACUGAGGGACCUGUCUGAAUCAGGGAAACGUGGACGCAGAAACAGCGUUGGUUCCCUUGACAGUACAAUGGAAGUAAGUCUGAGUGAAGCAGAGCAGUCCGCGGCCUCACCAGCGUUACCCAGUAGCCACUGUGCUCCCGGGAUGCUAUGGAGCAGAAGAGUACCGGCCUCACCGCCCUAUCCUGAGCCCCGGAGUGGGGGUGGGGGGUGGGCCGGGGCAGCAACACACACCUGCAGUGACUGGCGCUGGUCCAGUCUCCAGCAGCAACGAGAGAGGAGUGACCGGAAUGGCCACUGGGAACAACAACAACACAGGUUCCUUCCUGGGCUCCCUGUUUGGGGGCAAACGAGCCAAAGCCCCGGGCCCUAUCAUCCCCCCGGGGCCACCUUACCCCGCCCCUGUGGCCCCACCGACUACAGGAGGGCCGCCGCCUCUUUCCCCGUCCUCCCUGUGCCCGGGAGAGGGAGGGGGACCUUCCAAGAUCCAAGCCCUGCACGCCCAGUACUGCCACACCACUACCAACAGCAACAAUGUCAGUGGGCAACCUCCACCCCCGUACUACCACCACCAUCGCUACCACGCUCAGACUGUGCCGGCGUCUGGUCAGGUGCACCAUACGCUUCAGCGGGUUACCUUGCCUCGCCGUCCGCUCCCCAACCCCUCCGCACAAUCCCAGUACCAGCCGAUCACCCAGCAUACUUUGCAGGGUCGUUACGGGAGUAUGGGCAACAUGGGCUGCGGCCAUCCUCCCCCCCUUUCUCCUCACUCCCCACUGUCCCCUCACCCGCAGUUUGCGUUGUUCCACACACAGCCCACACCCUCGGCCAGAGGGGGCGGCAUCACCAAGCCUCCUCUCACGCUGUCGCACUCGCACCCACACACACACUCCCACACCCACCCUGUGCACGUGCACACGCCCCACCCGGGCUCCCACCCCGUGCACCAACCUCACUUCGUCUUCGCCAGCCCUCCUCCUCCGCCUUUCCCUGCUCCCACUCAGCCGCCUCCAGUCUCCGUGUCCGCCACUGUCCACCAAGGGCCGCCGGCCGCCCAGUAUCUGCCCCAGUAUCCUCCGCUGUCCUCUAUUCCCCCUCCCCCCCUCCACUCCCCUUUACCCCCCCCUUCCUCCCCCCUUAUCCCUCUUACGCCUCUCUCCCCUCUCCCCCCCCAGCACCAAGGCCCCCCUUCGCAAGCCGGGGCUCAGCAAGGGCCCUCGUCGGCCCAGACUGGAGCCGGACCUGGGGGGACAGGUACGGUCGAACGCGCCAAAUCCAAAUCUACCAACCGGAUCAGCACGGUAGUGUGAGCCGGGGGAAGUCGCGAGGCUGGGGGUCGCUGAAGGGACCUUUGAUGGUUGGAGGAGGGACUGCUGCGAUGGUGGAGGAGGCAGGCGGCAGGGCAAAAACAGAUAACAACAACAGUGGCAAAAAGAAACGCAGCCUGCUGAGACUGUGUUACUUUCACCUGCGCUUUCCACAGGUCUAGAGACGAGGCGAAACUGCGCAUAUGUAGGCGCUACAGGUAGUUUGAUACAAACAAAGGCUCUCAGGUAGACUAGUGCCGUGGGAUGUAAACAAGAAUACAAUCAAGAGAACCAUUUAAGACACUUGCCUUUAGUUCUAAUGUUGUAGAUGUCAUUGAUUUGGCUGGGGAGCCAAAUAAAAUAUUAAACAAAUCACACAAGAAACUAAAGCAUGCAUAAGCAUUUCAAACUCAUACAAAAAAUGAAACAUCCACAGUCUUGUUUCAAGUUUUAGAGCCAUAAAGCUAAAGCUAAAAACUUUUGCAUAGCACAUUUAUGAUUGGUGAAUAUACAGGCAAUGAUAAACCAGUGCUUGAGCUGGGCACCCGUCCAGAUAACGUGAAGACCAGAGAGCAUACCAAUGACUCUGUACUGCAUAUAUUCAGCUGGACGUGAACAUCAAAGCACACUUCAAGUUCAAUGAUUUAUUACAUUCCAGUAUAAGUGAAACGUGUCAAGCAUUAGUCGAUAGCAGCCACAGGAUGCAAUAAUCUUUUCGCUAAAAUGAUGUCCAGCUUCUGUUUGCUGAAGAAUUUUUAAUUCUCUAUUGUUUUGCUUUUUUGUACAGAGCUAUAUGUGUUAAGAGGGAUAAACUUGCCAAGCAAAUAUUUUACAGGUGUGAUUGUCUGAAUUUUAGAAGUAUGUCAGUAUUGACCUUGGCAUAAUUGACAGCUGUAAAAACAAAGUCUUGUACUGUAUGUGAAUGUGCUGUUUGUAAUUAUCUUUAUUCAACUACAAUUACUGGCCAUCAAAAUGAUAAACCUUUGUACAUAAAAUAAUAUGAGGUACAACAUGAAAAUAAUAGGCUAUGCUAAGAAACAAUCAGUAACUUUUAGUAACGUUCUAUUGCAUUGUUUUUAUUCAUAAAGUUGCACCAGGCUGAAUACAAAUUCACAGGAAAAGACAAUGAGCUAAUCUUGCUAUUUAAUAACAAGUUUUUGAACGGAUAAUUCUUGACAAUUUAAGAAAAAAAGGAUUUUUUAAAUGUUGAACCCAAAGUAUUGUUUUUUUUAUUUAUUUAAUGUAGUUUUUGCUAAAUCUGUGCUGCUUUAUAUUUAAACAACAAUUUGGAUUAACAGUAAAUUUGUAUAUGAAGAAACCCAAAGGGGCUUGACAUUGUUUUAAAGGAUAUUAAUUCAUAUGACAGUAAAAAUAAACAAGAUACUAAAUGGUGUCACAUGCUGACCUAAAGUUUAUAAAGUUGUCAAGGCCCAGAAUGUAAAAUCGAAAUUAUUUUAAUGCACUUUAUAAAUUAUAUGCUUUUUAAAACAAUAUUAAAUGUGGCAUACAUAUGAAGGGAACAUUUCCACUUUUUUGGAUUAUAAUUCUUAAAUAUAUGAAAUAAGCAGAGUAAAGGAUUUUAUUUGGAUUCAUUAUUUUCAAGCCAUUCACUGUUUUUGUUAUAUUAUAUGCUGGUAUAUGAAUGUUUGAAAUUUUAAUAAAUAUUAUAUUAUUCUGUUA
This is a messenger RNA of Paramisgurnus dabryanus, 6383 nucleotides long. NCBI's taxonomy places the organism in Eukaryota, Metazoa, Chordata, Actinopteri, Cypriniformes, Cobitidae. The record is from RefSeq and is a predicted model, not a curated record.